GCGUAACAAGUCUAUAGUCGUCAUUCCUUCCGAGGUCCCACGAGUGGGCUGCUGCUCCUUCCCCAGGCCCCCACCUAGUGUCAACAAAGGAACCAGAGAGCGAGUGAAAUAAUUAUAGAGAGAGAAAGAAAGAGGGAAAAAAAAAAAAAAAGGAAGAGAAGGCGAAAGGGAUUUAGGGUUUAGGAUCUAAACCUACGCACCCCCUUCAUCUUUCUCUCAAAAGCUUCUCCCCCACCUCCUCUCCCUAUCUUUCGCUCCUUCCUUCUCAUACAACACAGACGCAGACACAGAGACAACAGUCAAUUAGGAGGAGCCCCACGCACCCCACGCAGUCUCGAGCGAAGCAAGCAUCCGGCCACCUGCACGUGUUUGGACGGAAGCCUAAGUAGGUAGUCUCUCUGAUACUCGUUAGUUUUUUAAUCGUUUUAUUUUUCUCUGGAAAUAAAGAGAGAAGAGAGAAUUGAGAUGGGAUAAAAGAAAAAUAGAAGGAGGCGAGGGGAAUAAAAAAAAAAAAAAAAUUUUUGGCUGUUGAUUUAUUUGAGGGAAAGAGAAUACAUGGAACGAAGUGAUCAUAGACAUGGAGGCGGAGGUGGUGGUGGUAGUGGAGGUGGAGGAGGAGUUACAUCAAAUAGCAACAGUAGCAGCGGCUGCACCAACGGGAGUAGAAGCACUUCCGACCAGAAGCAGUUUCGUCACCACCAGGGCAACAGCAGCGGCGCCUCCUCCUUCGACCUCGUCCCCUUGGACGGCCGAGGAGGCGGCGGGCCCGCUUCUUUCAUGGGGUCCGUCAUCCACCAUACCGGAUCCGGCCGCGUCGACGCCUCCCUCGCCAUCUCCUCCUCCGCCGCCAAGCCCGAUCCCACUCCUCCCGGCCCUUCCUCUUCCGCCGCCGACGCGUCCAAGAAGGCUGCUGUCGUCGCGAAGCGGUCGUCCAAGGACCGGCAUACGAAAGUCGAAGGCCGCGGCCGCCGGAUCCGGAUGCCGGCCUUGUGCGCCGCUAGAGUCUUCCAGCUGACACGAGAACUCGGGCACAAGUCGGACGGGGAGACCAUCGAGUGGCUCCUGCAGCAGGCGGAGCCGGCGAUCAUCGCUGCCACGGGCACCGGCACCAUCCCUGCGAACUUCUCCACGCUCAAUAUUUCUCUCAGGAGCAGUGGUUCCUCCCUCUCGGCGCCGCCGUCCAAGUCCGCCCCGCACUCCUUCCACGCGCUCGCGCUCGCCCACGCCCACCACCGCGCGGACUACGAGGAGGGCGCUGGGAUCUCCCACUCCACAAUGCUAGGCUUCCAUCAGCUCCCCCAUCACCACCCCGCUCACCAGCAUCAUCUCCUACCCACCGAUCAAAUAGGAGGACUGCACUCGGCCGGAGGUAGCGGCGGUGGCGGAGGAGGGGAUUCCUCCGCCGAUACGUAUUUGAGGAAACGCUUCAGAGAAGAUCUAUUCAAAGAAGAGCAGCAGCAGCAGCAUCCGCCGCCUCCUUCUCAGCAAGAAGGAGGAGGCGGGCCGUCGUCCCCAUCCUCCGCCUCCAAGGACGUGCGGACGGGCGGCCUCCAACUGCAGCAGCGGGCGCCGCAUGAACCUGCUGCGUCCGCCGCCGGAGGAAUGGCGAGGCCGCCCGGCGUCCUUCCCGCGGCGGCAAUGUGGGCGGUGGCUCCAAACAGCGGAGCCGGUGGAGCAUUCUGGAUGCUCCCCGUCUCCGCUGGCUCGACGGCCGGGCCAUCGGAACCGUCUCUAUGGACGUUCCCGACAGCAGCAGGCCAGGGGCAGUACCGGACGGGGAUACCCACCGGUGGCGGCGGCGGCGGGGGCACGAUCCAGCCGACACUCCCCUUCAUGUCGAGGAUCAACAUCCCAGGCGGGCUGGAGUUCCAAGGCGGCCGCGCAGCCGGGGCGCUCCCAAUGGGGGGCGCGGCGGCGCAGCAUCUUGGGCUGGGAAUCUCGGAGGCUAAUCUGGGGAUGCUGGCGGCGCUGAACGCUUAUAAUAGAGCCGGACUCAGCAUGAAUUCCGGGCGUCAUGAUCAUCACCAUCAGAGCCAGCAGCACGGUGCGGACGGUGGGGAUGAUCACCAAACGAAUUCUCACUAGGCAAAGGAAGGCAAAAUGGGAGUUUGCUUUUCCCCUCCCUCACUCCCCCUCUAUACCAGAAAUUUUACAAGUAUAUCUGUAUCACUGGAGAUUGCUUUUGUUUCUGUUUUUCUUUCUCUGAGUUUAGCAUCUAGUUUCUUAAUCAUUUGAUACUAUUCUCUCAAUCUCUGAGAGAAAUAUGCUUAUCCUUCUUUUUAUUUAUUUUUUUCCCUUUUUUUUUUUUGUUUCUAUUGUAGAGAAUUUCAAGAAUUUUAUUUAUGGGUCCAAAAGGGCCACAAGAGAGUGGGGGACAGUCUUGUAUAGGGAAUUCGCCUUGUGUAGUAAUAACUCUUUGUUUGUUUAGUGAGAGAUUUUAUAUAAAGCAGAGCCUAAUAUUUCUCUUGUGUCA
Molecule: messenger RNA, 2473 nt
Organism: Elaeis guineensis (African oil palm)
Lineage: Eukaryota; Viridiplantae; Streptophyta; Magnoliopsida; Arecales; Arecaceae
Cellular component (GO): nucleus
Molecular function (GO): DNA-binding transcription factor activity; sequence-specific DNA binding
Source: RefSeq, a predicted model, not a curated record